Protobothrops mucrosquamatus (brown spotted pit viper) is the source of this 1103-nucleotide messenger RNA. RefSeq names its product dual specificity protein phosphatase 13-like. Bases 266 to 835 code for a protein of 189 amino acids. The transcript has 3 exons. NCBI's taxonomy places the organism in Eukaryota, Metazoa, Chordata, Lepidosauria, Squamata, Viperidae. Gene Ontology annotation, biological process: protein dephosphorylation; negative regulation of MAPK cascade. Gene Ontology annotation, molecular function: MAP kinase phosphatase activity; protein tyrosine/serine/threonine phosphatase activity. The record is from RefSeq and is a predicted model, not a curated record. Gene Ontology annotation, cellular component: cytoplasm.
GCCACGGACAUGUUUUUUCCUGCCAGGAAGAAGGUGACUCUCCAAUUAUAUUCUUCCAGCUGUUAGACUUUGUGCCUCCCCCAUGGGGAGGCAAUUUUCUUUCGGGGAGCCUGCUCUUCGACUGCAGACCUUCGGUUCAACUGGACACUUGUUUUUUUGACGUCCAGCUCCUGUCAUUACUCUGCUUUCAAAAUAACAAGUGACCUGCUCCGGAGCAGAGUGAACGAUAGAGCCUGGGUGUCAGGUUGUCAACCGACUACUUUAAAUGACCAUGGCUGACGAGGGCGUUUCUCUGGGCCCUGAAGUUCUCAGACCCCCGACGGAAGACAGCCCCAGUGUUCAAGAUUUGGAGCAGCUCCUGAAUACUGGCAGGUCCUCCUGUCACCACACUGAUGAAGUCUGGCCUAAUCUUUUCUUAGGAGAUCACGUAGCAGCGCAUAGCAGAUUCGACUUAUGGAAAAUGGGGAUUAGCCACAUUUUAAAUGCAGCCCACGGCACUCUCUAUUGCCAAGAGUCGCAUGAUUUUUAUGGUGCAACGAUUGAAUACCGUGGUGUACCAGCUCACGAUCUUCCCAGUUUUGAUAUAAGCCCGUAUUUUUAUUCUUCUGCGGAAUUUAUACACAAGGCUUUGACUACACCCGGAGGCAAAAUCUUUGUCCACUGCGCUUUUGGGAUAAGCAGAUCUUCCUCUUUGGUGCUGGCGUACCUCAUGAUCUAUCAUUAUUUCUCGCUGGUGAAAGCAAUACAGACAGUAAAAGAGCAUCGGUGGAUCUUCCCUAAUCGAGGUUUCCUGAAACAAUUAAGAAAUCUGGACCUCCAGCUAAGAAAAAAAUGAACAAAGAAAGAAAUGGAAUGUACGUUUUUAAAAGAAGGAACAUAUCUUGCAGACGUUCUGUCAGUUGGCACAAUAUGUACCAAAAUUAUUCUUUUAGCUGACUUGCAGAUAUUGCUUCUUGUUAGGUAAAGUUUGCAAUGUCUGCAGAAUGUUGUAUUUAUUGAAUUAUUUAUUUAUUGAAUUAUUGAGUCUGUCCAUAAGGACAUAAGGACAGUUCCCCCCCCCGUGCCGUCACUCUGCUUAACAACUAAUUCCUACACCACUGUCA